Messenger RNA from Coregonus sp. 'balchen', 3829 nucleotides. The record is from the annotation of a GenBank genome assembly. Lineage: Eukaryota; Metazoa; Chordata; Actinopteri; Salmoniformes; Salmonidae.
GUUCUGUGUCUGACUGACUGUGUUCCGUCCGGCAGGUUUCUGGACGGGAAGCUGGUGGACAUCAACAAGGAGUUCCAGCCCUACCUGGGUCAGGGAGGACGCAUCCUGGAGAUCCGCACGCCCGACAUUGAGACCAGCGUGAAAAAGGCUGCCCAGGCCGUGGGCUACACAGAGGGGGCGCUGCUUGCCCUCGCCAUCAUCAUCAUCCUCUGCUGCAUCCCCGCCAUCGUCAUCGUCAUGGUCACCUACAAACAGUGAGUGCACAACCGCUGUUGUCAAGCUACACGCAACGUGUGUGUAUGGUAAUGGUUGUCUUUCAAAGCUAGCACUGUAGUUUGUUGAGCGUAAGGAACAUUAAACAUUAUGUCUGGGAGAAUAUUCUGAUGCAAUGCAUUCUCGUUUCACUCUUCUGGGGUAAUUGCAUUUUGGUGUGAAUAAGUCAUGCUGAUAACAAAAGAAAAAGCUUAUUGAGUUCCUGCAGACAUAGCUUGGAGAGCCUGAUGCUUUGCAUAAUACUGUGAGCUAAGAAAUAGAGCAGAAUUUGUUACUAAGACUCUUAUUAUUAUAUUCAGUUGUGAAAUAGGCUGAGCUCUUUGAUAGGGUGUUUUAUCCAAAGCCUGGCUGUUAUCUGAAUAACUUUGAAGGAAUCCCAUGAAUAAUGCACAUUGUUUCACCUAAAGCGGUGUGUUUUUCAAAAGGAACCUUAACAACCGCCAAACAUUAACAUUUUAUGGAGUUGCAGGAACAUUGCGGCGUCUCACAAUUCCCAAUUUAAUUAAUGUUUCUCAUUGUGUUGUAUUAACAAAAUAGGAAUGAACUAAUUGUAUAAUCAAGGUUCUGAUGUGUUUUCUUUUUCCCUCUGCUCCCCUGUCUCCCGCACUGCCUGGAAAACCAUCCACCAGAUUCAAAGAGUAAGUAACUGUCCAUGUGAAAUUAGUGAUCUCUCUUUUAUGCUCUUGAGCGUACAUGCUAUAUGGUCCUCAUAACUAAAUAGUCCUUUAAAGAUUAAGCAGGGACUCAGAAUGACUGUAUUAAAAUGAGGAGAAAAGUACAAAUAUUCAAGUUCAAGUCAUCCCCUUCAAAUGGGCUAAAAUCCUCAGUAAUUGGGAAAGACAAUUACUUUUUUAUAUCAGAGAUUGGCUCUACUAUUUUUAUCUCAGUAAGUUGAAAUUAGCCACAUACUGUACUGAUGUUCAAUCACUUCAAUCACCAAAGACAUGUAGCCUUCAUGGGGAACAAGUGAUGAAAUGUUAUAGAAACAAAGUGCAGUGGAUGGACUCAAACUGAUUCAACUUUAUUUGAACUUCAGGAGACAGGCGGAAUGUGCCAAAACUGCCAGGAUUCAGCAGGCUCUGCCAGAGGGCAAGUCUGCCGCUCCACGUGCCCCAACAGACAAUCUCUAUGAGGAACUGGGGGACAUCAACAUGUAAGUCACCUUUGAACGCUUCCUCCUAACCCCUCACUUCCUGUUUCAGGUACCAUGUACCCAUGAGUAAUGCCUAUUUGUGCAGAUGAUGUAGUAUGUGUUAGGACAUUGCCUAUUUUUCAAACAGCAAAAUAAUUUAUUGACUAAAAAGGCCUUAGUCCAGCAACAAUGGACUAACAACAGACAUUGGUCUUUAGAGUAUGUAAUGUUGAGCUUUAGACAUUUUGAGGACAGACCCAAUGCCUAUGCCUAGUCCAUAUGUAGGAUCAAAUAGCAAAACAAGAGUGUUUGAGCUUAAACACAACUCAGCUUUGAGAAAGCGGCUAGUCUCCUACACCUGUUCUUGAAUAUUUUUCAUUGAUUUAAUAUUUUUUUUAUAACAGUAACUGAGAUAUGUUAUUAAAGUACUAUAUAUCGUUAGAGAAUUUGCAUUUGAAAAUAGUGGUGUAAUGUCAGGGGUGCUAGGUAAUACACUUUAUAAAGGUAAGGCUUAACAGGGUAAUUUUUGCUUUCACCAAAAGUGAUCCUCCCUUUGUAAACUUUAGAGGUAUGGUGCUUCUUUAGAUGCUUAUAGCUUAUAUCCUACCAUCCCUAAAAUGGAAAUACCUCUGUGACUGUGCUUUGAUUUCUUCAAAUCAAAUAUGAUUAGAUUUUUGAUUUUGUAUUAGAUGUACUUGGGAUGUUUUGAGUGGAGACUUUAUAUCCUGUCCAAAUAUUGUCAGCAGUUGAAUUGCUGUUCUAAAACUUUUAAAUUCAAACAAAUUUUUCAUCAAAUGACUCUGAUACUGUAUCCACCAGAAGAAAAUGAAAAUAUGUCCUACCCUGCUGCAUUACCUUUGAGUUUGAAUCACAUAUUUUAUAUUAUUUCUUACUAUAAUCAUAAUACUAUGAGUCAAAAAGAGUGAAGGAUUCUGCAAUAACAGUCUGUAGCACCCUCCUCACCCCUUCUCCUCUGCUUCCUCACCCUUCAUCCUUCCUUCACCUGUGUUUCAACUCUUUCUUUUCUCCACCCUCCAUCUUCAUUCCUAAUGGGACAGGGAUAAAAAGUCUAUGAUCGAGGGAGCCGACCGCCAGAGCCGCCUUAACCGCUUCGCCUGUCGCGAUAUCUCCUUCCGUAGCAACGGAUCACUGCACAACAACCUGCCCAAGUCAAAGAGCAACGUCACCUUUCUGUCAGACCACUACCCCAUGACCACCACCAACCCACUCUACGACGAAGAAGAUGGGAACCUCAGCAGCCCCUAUGGGACGGGGAGAGAGGGCUCUUUCUCUCCCUCCCCCUCUGGAGGGUCUGGGAAGGCCUGUACCAUCCCGACCAGUCUCUAUGGAGGGUCAGAGGCGUAUGAGUCGCUGAAGAUACAGGCUCUGCUGGACCCGGCCCAGUGGGAGCUGCAGCUGCUCCAGGCGGGGAUGAAGGGCCAGGAUGGCAUGGUGGGUUAUGACGUCCAGAGCAGCCGCAGCACAGAGGAGAGCAAGCUGUCGGUCAGAAAGCAGGCCAGGCAGUUUGAACAGCAGGCCAUGCAGGAGAGAACCCCCAGGGGAGGGUGUGACUCCAGGGGCUCCCUGACUUCCCUUCCACUACUGUUGAACCGGGACAGCAUUGACAUGCUGGAGCUGAGUGCGGAGACCCUGUUCUCCAUCAUGGACCGCCCCUUCAGCCCCAUGUCCAUAGGGAAGGAUGUGCCCACCCGCAUCAUCAUCACCCAGGGGGAAGGCUCCCCGCCCCUGGCUCAGAAGCCCACCCAGCCUGUCCUCAGGAAGUUCAGCUCCAGCAUCUCCAGCUACUUCACCGCUGAGCCCUGCGAGUUCACCGUGGAGAUCAUCCCUGACCUGCCUGAGAAUCUGCCAGCUCCCCCUCCUUCUACUCAUUCUCCUCCACCUCCUCCUCCUUCUCAAUCGCCUCAUUCUCGUCCUCCCCCUCCUUCUCCUCCUCCUCCUCCCUCAUCUCCUCCCCCUGCACCCUUCAAACCUCACUCCAGCGAGCCUGAUCAUUCUCACCCUCCCUCUUUCCCUCCCUUUCCCCCUUCUGUCCGGAAUCAUGCCCCUCCACCACUUCCGUCCCCUUUUUUUCCCGCUUUUUGAUGGCCACGCCACACUGUUCAGUUUGUCCCAUACUCCCUGCCGCCCUUUUCCUCUCUCCACCCUGUCUCCUCCCAUGCCCCUCCCCUCCCAACUCCCCCCCAAUCCGAGGACGGAGUGAAGAGGAAGGAGCUAAAGGGGAUUCUGAAAAACCUCAAGAACCUCGCUGACAUCGAGAAGUCCGUUGCCAACCUUUACAGUCAAGUAGACAAGAAUCGUAAGGUGCCGCGAUUCGGCCCCCACAAAAAAAGACAGAGGAACCAGAAGGUACUCCGAGACAAAGCAGAUCUGGGUCCUGUGAGGAACCAAACCAGCCAAACCUGA